This is a messenger RNA of Diaporthe batatas, 1748 nucleotides long. RefSeq lists its product as uncharacterized. The record is from RefSeq and is a predicted model, not a curated record. The coding region runs from base 682 to 1605 and encodes 307 amino acids. NCBI's taxonomy places the organism in Eukaryota, Fungi, Ascomycota, Sordariomycetes, Diaporthales, Diaporthaceae. Gene Ontology annotation, molecular function: protein binding. The transcript is spliced from 2 exons.
CUUGAUUGGGAAACAGAAGGUGGCAAGCGGGCGGGCGACUAGUCGGGCCCCGACUGAACAAGCCAGACAAGGAGCUCGCCCUCGGGAGGGAGGCCUACCGGGAUCUCGGUCUGAGGGACCAGAAGGCCCCGUCCCGUGCCACUGCGGUUUGCAGCAGUAAGCUUGGGGCUGUGCUGGGGACUGUUUCGCAUCACCCAGCACCCAGACUCUACAGCCGGGACUGCCACCAUCGUCGUAUGCCUGCCCACCUGCCCACCCGGCUUGUCUGGAGGCGACUGUUUGCUUCUAGGUCCCACUAGAUCAUCGACCCAGUCACGCCGUCUUGAGGAGAGGUAUAAAGCCCAAGUAAGUCUGUCCUCACACGCACGCCGCAUCCAACGUCAGUCAGCUGGUAGUUUUGCCAUCGUCGAGCUGCAUCGACUUCUCGAACACCUGCUGUCGCAUCCCAGACCUGUGCCCCACCACAGUCUAGUACUUACACACAGUACACCACACCAUCUCACCAAUUGAUCGUCGUCACCCACAUCAUCAUCAACGCCACCACCUUUUACACUAGCACCAUCGACAAUUUCCUAGCGAAAACAGCAUCAUCACCUCGACUUGAUCUAUCUCCUGGAUCCUCGAUUCUAAAAGACUUUACACACAGGUUUCCUGAACCUCAACACAGCUGGUCCAACGACUAUGGCAGACUUCGAGGCUCCUUCAGGGCCCCCACCUCCCAAGGUUCCCGAGGGGUGGGUCGCCCGGUGGAAUGCGCAGUAUUCAGAAUGGUUCUACGUAAACACCUACACUAAGAAAUCCCAAUGGGAGAAACCCACCGAGCCAGCCAGGCCUCCCAUGGAUGAAGCCCCUCCGGGUCCUCCGCCCCCGCCCGCCUACACCGGCGGCAGCGGGCCUGCCCCGACCGACUCCAAGACGAACCCCUUCACCCCGCAGUCCACCGGUGGCCCCGGCGGCCCCUCCGGCUCCGUCGACUCCGAUGCCGAGUUUGCGCGCAAGCUGCAGGAGGAGGAGGACGCCCGCGCCCGCGGCAACUUCGGCGGCGGCGGCGGCGGCGGGUCCGCCGCGAGCUACAUGAACUCCAGCCCUGGGCCCGGCCAGAGCUCAAGUCCGUACCCGAGCCAGCUGCCGCCUCGCGACGAGACCAAGAGCAAGGGCCUUCUGGGUAAGAUCUUUGGCGCCGGCAAGAGCAAGAUGAGCGGCGGCGGCGGUAGCCACGGGGGCUUCGGCGGCUUUGGUGGUGGCGGCGGCGGCCACUAUCCCCAGCAGGGCGGUUACUACCCACCGCAGCAGCAGCAGUACGGGUACCCCCAGCAGGGCUAUGGUGGCUACCCCCAACAGGGCGGGUAUGGUGGUUAUCCUCCGCAGGGAGGCUACGGCGGCGGCUAUGGGGGCGGCUACGGAGGCUAUGGAGGAAGGCCCCAGAAGAGCGGCGGCGGAGGAAUGGGCAUGGCCGGUGGAGCGGCACUGGGUCUAGGAGCCGGCUUGGUCGGCGGUGCCUUGAUCAAUGAGGCAUUCGACGACCAUCAGGAACAAGAGGCAUACCAGGAGGGCUUCCAAGACGGAAAUGAUUUCGGCGGUGACGAUGGAGGCGGCGACUUCUGAUCGCUCUGCCUGGUCACGAGCUCAUGAGGUCUGGAUGUCGGCGUUUCGGAUCGGGUCUGUUUUGUCUUGCCUUCUGUAUUAUGCUGAGUAGGGUAGGCAUCCUAGGAAUAUGAAGCCAUGCUGCGCGGUUGGCCAGCCUCUCG